Molecule: messenger RNA, 741 nt
Organism: Quercus lobata
Lineage: Eukaryota; Viridiplantae; Streptophyta; Magnoliopsida; Fagales; Fagaceae
Exons: 2
Coding region: 1-741 (246 amino acids)
Molecular function (GO): RNA-DNA hybrid ribonuclease activity; nucleic acid binding
Source: RefSeq, a predicted model, not a curated record
AUGGGGGUUGGAGCCGGGAUUGUUAUCAUCACUUCGGAAGGAAUAAGGUUGGAACAUUCUUUCAGGUUAGGGUUCAGGGCCUCUAAUAACGAGGUUGAGUAUGAAACCUUACUUGCUGGAUUAAGAGUCAUUUUGGAUAUGGGAGCAUGGGAAGUUGAGAUUUACUCAGAUUCUCAACUGGUGGUUAGCCAGGUGCAGGGCAGUUUUAAAGCCCGAGAUUCCCGAAUGAAGGAAUACUUGCGGGUCGUGAGGCAGGUUGGUCGAGGAGCUGCCCAACGUUUUGUGGGCAUAUCGGACAACCCCAGGAGGUUUAUGGGAGAGACUCCAUUUUCCCUAACGUACGGGGCAGAGGCUAUCAUACCAGCCAAGAUAAACCUAUGUAGUGCUCGGGUUGCGAAAUUCGCCCCUACCCAGAAUGAUGGAUUGAUGGUGGAACAUUUGGAUUUGCUAGAAGAGUACCAGGAAAUGACGACUAUACGGCUAGCCGAGUAUCAGCAAAAGCUUGCCCGGCACUACAACCGAGAUGUGAAGACAAAGGAAUUCGGCGCUGGGAACCUAGUGUUGCGGAAAGUAAUGGGAAAUAUGCAAGACACUAAUGCUGGGAAGUUAGCCCUGACCUGGGAAGGGCCUUAUAAAGUCACUGCCAUUGCAGGCGCAGAAGCAUACUACCUUGAGGAUCUAGACGAGAAACCGGUUCCCUGGCCAUGGAACAUCCAUAAUCUAAAGAAGUUUUAUCAAUGA